Vicia faba (fava bean) is the source of this 1281-nucleotide messenger RNA. The record is from the annotation of a GenBank genome assembly. NCBI's taxonomy places the organism in Eukaryota, Viridiplantae, Streptophyta, Magnoliopsida, Fabales, Fabaceae.
AUGAAACCAUCACCACCAUCUCCAUUACUUCCCAUUCUCCUCUUCACCAUCUUCUUCCUCCUCUUCCCCACCAUUAUCACCUCAGUUUCUCUACCUCUUCCACCAACACCAUCACCUUCUUCACCCUCCACUUCCACUCUUGACACAAUCCAGCUCAAAGCCCUUCAAUCCCUCAACAUCCCCACAUCCAAAAACCCUUGCAUCCAACCAUCUUUCCACAAUGCCACACAAUGUGACUCCUCAAAACCCUUUCGCCACCUCAUUUCCUUAACCCUUUCCAACUGUUCAUCUUCCAUUUCUCUCUCCUACAAUGCCCUCAAAUCCCUCUCCACACUCCAAUCACUUCACUUCCUUAACUGCCCCAUUGCCCCCAUUCAUUUCCCUCCUCAACUCACAUACUCCCUCAUCUCCUUCACCUCCAUCAACAGCCUCCGCAAGAUCUCAGGUGUAUGGCUCUCUCACCUAGCAAAUCUCACUGAUCUAGCCAUCUCAAAUGUCCCAAUAAAAGCUUCCGGUCCUUAUGUUUUCCUCCCUCACAUGAAAAAGCUCAAAACUUUAACCAUUUCAAAAGCCAACCUCACUGGUUAUCUUCCAAAACACAUCCAUUCCAACCUCACCCACAUUGAUUUUUCAUCUAACAACCUCAAAGGAAACAUACCCUCUUCAAUUACCAUGCUCGAUAGCCUAGAAAGUUUGAAUCUUUCUUCAAACAACUUCAAGGGUGAAAUACCCUCUUCACUAGGAGACUUAAUCUCCCUUAAAAACCUCUCAUUGGCAUCAAAUUCAUUCUCAGGAUCCAUCCCAGAUUCAAUUUCCGCCAUACCCGAUCUAACUCACAUGGAUCUAAGCUCAAACCAGCUCAAUGGUACAAUUCCAAAGUUCAUAUCAGAAAUGAAGAAUCUCAAGUACUUAAAUCUUGCUAACAACAACCUACAUGGAAUUGUGCCAUUCAACAUGACUUUUAUCAAAACACUGACAAUGUUUAAGGUUGUCGGAAACAGUAACUUGUGUUAUAACCAUUCGGUUCUGUCUUCAAAACUGAAGCUUGAGAUUGCUCCUUGUGACAAACAUGGGAUGCCAAUGUCUCCUCCAACUGCUAAGGAUUCUUCUGAAGAUGACAGUAGUGACUCAGAUUAUGACGAUGAUGAUGAUGAUGGUAGCAUCCAUAAAAGAGAACAUCAUCACGGGACAAAUAAAUUUGUACUUGGGGUGGCAAUUGCUCUUUCGUCAAUUGUCUUUUUGAUUGUUUUCUUAAUCCUAUGUUCCAAAUGCUGUCGCUGA